UGUGUACACAGUGUCACUCAGCUCCCAUGCCCUCUGACCGGCAUCAUGCACAUUUUGUCAUCCUGCUCUAUGUGUAUAUGAGAGAUGCAGAACAAGCAGAUAUCACAUCACCUUGCUCAUCGCAUGCACACCUGUACAGAACAGGUGUAUUGGGAUUCUCACCUGCUUCUGCAUGAGUAUGAUUAAUCUACUGUGCUUCCUAAUGGCCAAAUUGCAACAUUUCCCAAAAUAGAUCUAGCCCCUGACAUGUUAUGUGUUUCUCUUCCAAGGUCAGGUGAGCCAACAUUUCUAUGAGGGACGUCCUCAUUUCUAUGAGGGACGUCACAGGCUGAAUACUUUGUGUCGCUUCCCUUCCUUUAAAAAGUGAACAGAGCUUCCACAUUGAAUGACUCUAAGGGAGUGUGACCAGAGAACAUCAGAGGGCAGUGUGUACUUAGAGUGCAGUGUAUCUCUCUCUGCCUCUCCUAACGGCUCAGAAUUCCAUCACAUCACAUCUCAGCAGGUAUUGUGUAACUGGAAGCAAUAAGAGAAUCAUUUCUUAACUACUCACAGGUAAGCAUUUAUUUAAUAUGUCUAUGCAAUCACAUAUGGAAAGAAAGCUUUGCUCUAAAAGAAAGGUAUACGUAGUCAUUGUUAAUAGCUGCAUGGUUUUACGCUCCUGUGUGUUCUGAAGAGCUAUCUUUCCAGUUUUAUUUACUAAAACACCUGUUGCUGAAGAGUUUAACUUGAGUGGGGAAAGCUGAACUUGAACGUGUUCUCAGCAGGCUAUAAGCCCCUCCUCUGAGGAUUUCCUAGUUCCAAGGGGAUGUACGUUUAAUGCUAGAUUGGUUAAUUAGAAGCUGCCAUGUAUUAUAAUUGCAAUGAAAAGUUUCUAAAUCUGUUUAUGAUCUGUGAGGAUCAGGACCUGUUAAGUAGGAAUGGAAAAUUUAGGCCGAGAUUAAGACUCCAUGCUUGGAGAGGAGUGAAGGUUUUAUUAAAACUUAAAGGAAGAUUGCAAGACAUUGCUCAUUUAAUAGGCUAUUAUCCAAAGUUAUGCCAAAUAUUAGUUAAUAUGCUAUGGUUGGGGAAAAGUAAAGUUGUUAAUAACAUGGAGGGGAAGCUAAGUGGUAUUUGAAGUAUGAUAUUAUGCUAAAUGACGGCAUGUGACACCAGAAUAUGGACCAACACAUCUGAUCACCCAAGUUUUAUUUGCAUGAUACAGGGUGCAUGGUUGUUGCAAGACAAAUCUGGCUUAACAACUCAAAGAUAGUCUUUUAUUUCCAAGAUGAAGUACGGUAAUAAAAAAAUUAAUGGACUUUUAAGCUUUCUAAUCUAUGAAGUCCUGCUCAGUUUGGAACAAUUUAAUAUUCGAUAUUGACCAGCAUAAAGAAUAAAAACACUUCCUCGAGUGAAUGAAAAUCACUGCUAACUAAUUAACUCAAGUAUCUGUUGACAAUUUUUUAACCAGUUUCAAGUUUCUUGGAGAAAGAGGAACGGGAUCAGGUCCCUGGUAAAACCUCAAAAAAUGCAAAGUUCAGAGGAAGAUUUUAUUUUUUUGUAGCAUGGAUGUUUGAGGAUAGUGGAACAUGUUUGGGUGGGAUACUGGCUGGUGGGUUCAAGGUUCUAUCUGGAGGGUUCUAAGCUCCUUUUGUAUUUGUUAGUCAAAUUUCGUAUUAUCUCUCAGGUAUAUUGUAACCUUGUCUUUUUAAUUGUCUCAUUUUGCACUCAUGGAUAGCACUGUGGAAUGUGUUUGCACUUUAUAAACAAAGUGUAAUGAUAAUAAAGUAGAUAAUGUAGGAAAACCAAGGGAAAGGCGACAAUUAUAUUUUACCAGGAUGUAGCUUCCUAUGAAUUAGUUAGAAAGAGUUAAAAAAAUAUAUGUAAGAACUGCUGUUGACUUAUCCAUCCACAACCACGUGAUUAUGAAGAUAAAAUCACCUGUAAAUAAUUAAAUUGUAAUACAAUAUAUUGUUUUAUGGCAACAGGUUCAACCCAUACAUAAGAUAUUGUUGCCAUUAGCAUCUAGUAUAGAGUUGUUUUGUAAACCUUUUUAGUAUGUUAUCAAACUAAUGAAAGAAAUACAGAUAUACACUAAAAUAUAUAGAAAUAUAUGUAAAAAAUGGACAUCUCCAUAAAGGUCAGGCUAGGCAUAGAAAGAUGAUGGAUGACUAGAAGAUUUAUAAACUUGAUUCAGCACAUCAAUAUGACCAAAACGCCUUCUUUGCUUCUAUCUCUAGACGCAGAAAAAGCGUUUGACAGGAUACAUUGGGGAUAUUUAUGGAGAACAUUAGAUAGGUUCAACAUACCAUCAUCAUUUAUCACAGCAAUUAAGGCGUUAUAUUGCGCACCCUCCGCCCAUGUCUCAGCUUCUGGCUUCACAUCCAAAACUUUUCCCCUAACCAACGGGACGAGACAGGGGUGCCCUUUAUCUCCAAUUUUGUUUGUUUUAGCGAUAGAACCCCUGGCAGAACUGAUUAGGACAACCCCACAAAUUGUAGGAAUUGCGGUUAAAGAAUCCGUUCACAAAAUUGGUUUGUUUGCAGAUGAUAUAAUCCUAGCUAUUAAAAACCCAAAAGAAUCUUUGAGACACCUCAAGGAUAUUUUAACUCAAUUCGGUGAGAUAUCGUAUUACAAAUUAAAUGAGUCCAAAACUCAAGCCCUUCCGUUUCAUUUAAACAAUUUGGAAACCAUUGCCCUUAAGAAAUCAUAUUUAUUUGAUUGGAGAACUGAUUAUAUGGAAUAUCUUGGCAUUAAUUUAUGCAAAAAUUUGGUUAAUAUGCACAAUCACAACCUGAGGAAAGCAUGGUCAGACCUACAAAAAGAGAUGGAGAGAUGGGGUGGGAUGGAGCUUUCAUGGCUGGGGAGGGUCGCAUCUAUUAAAAUGACGAUACUCCCAAAAAUUUUAUAUUUUUUUAGGACCAUUCCUCUGUCCAUUCCAUUAUCAUUUUUUAAUAAAGUUCAUUCGACGAUGUUGAAAUUUAUAUGGGGGAACAAGCCUGCCCGAGUGAGGCUCACUUCCCUGCAGCACCAUAAAUCGAACGGCGGUAUCGGUGUCCCCGAUAUCCGCAAAUAUUAUUUCGCCACUAACGCUGCAGUGGUAGUGAGCUUUAACAACCAGGAUGAUAAACCCAGAUGGAUGGAGAUAGAGGAAUCAAAAAUUUCACCGGUUAGGCUAUUAGAAUUACCUUGGUUAAAUCCCAAGAAAAGACCUGGAAUUACAAAAUUAUUUUUAUCCACCAGGACUACGCUUAAGGCCUGGGACAUUGUUUUUAAAAACGACCAGUCUCCCAGAUUAUAUAGAGCAAUGCCUAUUGAAUUAUUGAAAGAUCAUAUACCAUCCUUAAAAAUAGAAUUAUUAAAGGAUUGCUCUAUAACUAGUCUGGACAAUUUUUUCUAUGGCAAUGCUAUUCUUUCUUUGGAAAAAUUGAAGCUUAAGUAUGGAUUGUCGAAUGCAUGUGAACUGGAAUGUAUGAUAAUCAUUGAUAAAUUGAAAGAACUAUACCAGGUACCUGAAACAGAUAAAAACUAUAAAUCACUUGAGAUAUCUCCUUUAGAGAAAGUUAUUUUAUACAGCCCCGCUAGUAAAGGUAUUAUAUCCUUAUGUUACUUAUCUCAUAAUGCCAAGCCCUUAGUUAAAUUAAAACAUAUGCUGUCAUGGGAGACGGAGUUGGGUGCCCAGUACGAUUUAGUAGAAUGGUUCGGUUUCUUUACAGGUUUGAAAGGCAUUUCGUAUUGCACCGACCAUUUUGAAAAUCAUUAUAAAAUCUUAUAUCGCUGGUACCUGGCUCCGUCUAGAUUACAUAACAUGAACAAUAUGUAUUCUGACCGGUGUUGGAGAGACUGUGGGGGAGUGGGCAAUAUGGCUCAUAUCUGGUGGUUUUGCCCCAAGUUAAUUAAUUAUUGGAAAAUGAUCCACGAUCUGAUUAUUAAAGUGAACGGAACCAUUAGUAUCUUAACCUCGGAACUAGCCUUAUUUAAAAAACUCCCGGAGUCUGUUAAUAGAUCAGAUAAAAUAAUCAUAGGCCACAUUCUGAUCGCUGCUACAUCCUGUUUACCUAGACAUUGGAAGUCUCAAAAUGUGCCAUCUCUCAGAGAAGUUUUUAAUUUGAUUUUAGAAAAUAAGGCACAUGAACUAUCACACAGAGCCAAUAUGCAUGGUUUCCCAAUACUAAAAUACAACUGGGAUAAAUGGGAAGAAAAAAUCAAAACAGUUUAUGGUCUUUGAUAUAUUUAUUGUUAAAGUGCAUUGUUGUAAAACAUUUUUCCUUUUGCCUUAUACUUUAAUAUGUUUAUUUCAUUGAUGGAUGGAUACCCCUUCCCAUUUCCAUGUUACCCCUCCUUUCCUACCCCUAAUACAAUGUUUGUAUUAUUAUCAUUUGUUAUACAAAAAAAAACUUUAAUAAAAAUUAUUUGAAAAGAAAGAUGAUGGAUGGAUGGAUGGAUGGAGAGAGGGAUGGAUGGAGAGAGGAAUAGAUGGAUGGAGGGAUGGAUGAAUGGAGAAAUGGAUGGAUGGAUAGAGAGAGGGAUGGAUGGAUGGAGGGAUAGAUGGAUGGAUGGAGAGAUGGAUGGAUGGAUGGAUGGAUGGAUAAAGCGAGGGAUGGAUGGAUGGAUAGAGAGAGGGAUGGAUGGAGGGAUGGAUGGAGAGAGGGAAGGAUGGAUGGAUAGAGAGAGGGAUGGAUGGAUGAAGAGAGGGAUGGAUGGAUGAAGAGAGGGAGGGAUAAUUAGAUGGAUGGAUGGAUAGAGAGAGGGAUGGAUGGAGAGAGGGAUGGAUGGGUGGAUGGAUUGAGGGAUGGAUGAAGAGAGGGAAGGAUGGAUAGAUAGAGAGAGGGAUGGAUGGAUGAAGAGAGGGAGGGAUAAUUAGAUGGAUGAUAGAUGGAGAGAGGGAUGGAUGGAGAGAGGGAUGGAUGGAUGGAUGGAUGGAGAGAGGGAUGGAUGGGUGGAUGGAGGUAUAGAUGGAUGAAUGCAGGAAGAAAGGGGUAGGGAGGGAUAAGGGUAUGGAAGGAUGGAUGAACAUACAGAAGGACAGACAGAUGGAUAAUUGGAGUAUGCAUCCAGAGGUGAGUCAUUUGGACAUCAAGACUUUCUGUAGGGAAAUAGUGGGACAAUGAUAUAAGGGAAUUACAUUUUCCAAAAAUCAGUUGGGGCAAAUUGUACAAAAUGGCAUGCAAACCAGUGGACAAUGCACUUAUAACAAAUCCCAGUAUGUACAUGCUUUAUGUGAUCCAUUAAAAAUUAAGAUAUAUAUACAGCAAAAAAAAUCAUUAUGAAAAUAAAUGUAGAAAGACAAUAUUUUCUUACGUUUCAUUGUUGUAUUAAGUUCUCCGGGGCUCAAGUAUUUGGUCUCUAAAUUCUGGUGGUUUCCUUUGAAUCAAAGUUUGCUUUCUAUCCUCUAGUGAGCUCUAUCCGUGCUCUGUGAUAAUAUCGUAUAUGUUAAUUAUAACUAUAGUCACUCAUAUCUAUAUAUGGAAAGUCAAAUGUCAAUUAUACUAAUGCCACUGCAUUUUCUUUCCCAGGAGUCAAGGGUGUCUCUCCGUAUCAAGCAUCAGGAUGCUCAGAUCAAGUUUGAUACUUCUACUACUUCUCAUUGCUCUGACAGGUAAGUCUUACAAGUAAAAAUAAAAAUCCCAUUCCCCCUAUAACAAAAUGAGAGACCAGACAAUAAAACCUCACUCUCCUGAAUUCGUUAACAUGUCUAAUAGUGGCAGGUUAGUCCAGCAGGUUAGCCCUCAGCAUUGGGAGGUAUGCGAUCAGGAUGGGUCGGUGGGCCUAUCUGGCUGGCCUCCAAUCUACAGGACCUUGCAGAGUGCUUCUGAAGAUCUCCGUGCAGGGACAUUGUGCUCAUUCACACCAGAACGCAUUUAAUGAUGCACUUGCCAUCAGCUGUGAUCACCAGAAAAUGAUAUCUCCAUAAUCAAGGAUGCUGAAGAUCUUUUUUUGCCCUCGACAGUUUCCCAAAAACAAUAGGAUGGCAUCUAUAGAUUUUGUUUUACAAUAAACACUACAAAAAGCUGCUAUUAUUAUGUUGCUUAGAGUGUCCCUUUAAUCUAUGAGUAAAUUAUAUAUUAAAUUAUAAACCCUGGUUUCUAGCCUCGCACAGAAGCCCACAGAUUCGGUGAGCCUUUGGUUCAUUUGUCCUAUUUUGCAUAUCCAUUUGUACCGUGUUGUCAACAUGUCUAGUGUGAUAUGAUGAUGACAGAAUUGGGCCGCCGUUCAUCCAGAAUAAGUGUAUGUAUGCUGUGGAGUGUCGUUAUUUUUUCCACUUGCACACUAUGAGAGCGGUGAGCAGAUCUGUCAUUCAGCUCACCGCUCGUGAACAUGCACACUGCACACAUGCACAGUGUCAAUUUCACAGCUUCUCAUAGAGAAUCAUUGACUUCAAAUAUUCAGAAUAUUGAGAAAUAUUUGAUUGUCAAAGCGUGGCAAGUGCCUAUGGGUCACAAUGCUUCUCUAUUAGAAGCUAAUAAUUGGACCAGACAAAUUGCCACAGGGAGACUUCAAACAUCUAAGGAAUACAAGUAAGUAAAUACAUAUAACAAUUAGGUUAAUGAAUCGAUUUAUUUUGUUUAAAUUCCAAUAUUUUGCAAGUAGUAUGUUGGCUCAUGUUUUAGUGAAUAAACAGCCUAAUCUUUUAUAUUGAGUUUUUAUUUAUUUAUUUUUAUACUUUAAUUUAACACAUGUUCCUUCUAACAGGUUGCCAAGCUGACAAUUCCCGCAGUAGAUUCUGGGAUUAUUUCAGUCAACUGACCAGUGAGAAGCAUCGAUGGGACAUACAGAAUAAUGCAGUACGAGAUGGCAGGUAAGAUAAAAAAAUAAAUUUUACGCAUAAAUAUUAAAGAUUUUGUCUGAUUUUCAUAGUGCUUAUUCAGUUACAUACUGCAGUAGCAACAUCAUUCAUUACUUAGAAUAAAUGGGUUGGCAGACUAGACAGUAGGUGAUAAAAAUAUUUUAAAGUAUACAGAGGACCCCAGGAUCACUAUACCCAACAGAGAGCCUGAUCAUAACCCUCCGGCCCCUCACCUCAAUGGAAGGGUAGAAAUGUUAAGGGUAGAUGCUGUCACCUCCCCUGUCCACCUUCAUUAAAUAUGCACCUUAAUUUCCCAUGUACACUUCAGGUAAAACUCCAUCUUCUAGACUUCACCACCACAGGUUGCUAGGUAUAGCAUUCAUUGUCGCACUUUUAAUUGUUAAAAUGUUUUAAAUUUUAUGUAUAUUUUUUGUUUUGUUUUCUUUUAUUACCUAUAGCGGUCUGAAGGGCAGCAUUCAAAAUGGAGUUAAUUAUGUGGGCAACUUUUUGGGGCCAUUGAAAAGUGGCUUACAGAAGCGACUGUAUGAGGACUCUGACGGGCUGCGCAGGUUGAUCAACAGGGAGAUACAGGAGCUCCGUAGGAAGUUAUACCCAUAUAUGGAUGUAGCACACCAAAAGAUCAGCAGUAACCUUGAUCAGUUACGGAGUCGUCUGCUGCCCUACACUCAAGAGCUGAAAGAGCAAGUGGAAUGGGGUGCCCAAGAACUCCAUGUACAGCUUGGACCAUACAGAGAUGGUAGCAAGAUGGAAGCUUUACACAGACUGGGGGAAAACCUUGAGAACCGUAUAGUCCUGCACACAGGCAGGGUCGGGCAAGUUUUCUACCCACUGGCUGAUCGCUUGUUAUUAGAGAUCCAUCAUGCAGUAGAAGAGUUACAUGGAAACCUAGCUCCUCAUGCUCAAACAUCUCAGGAGAUAUUGAGUCAGCAAGUGCAGGAUCUAUCUCGGAAACUGACUCGGAAUGCAAAGGAUCUUCAUGAGAAGAUCCAGAAGAAUCUAAAUGAGUUGAAGGAGCAGUUGGUGUCCUAUCCAAAAGAACUGAAGCAAAAAUUUCCCCAGGGCCAAGAAGCAGCACUUGAACCUGUAGCACCCUAUAUGGAAGAAAUGGCGGCUCAGGUCCAGAGAGAGGUAGAGGAAUUCCACAAGAACACUCAAAAACAGAUUGAAGACUUCACCCGUGUCAUUAAUAUGGAAACUGAAGAACUGCAACACAAAUUGUCUCCUGCCUCAUGGGACUUUCAGGACAGUGUUAGUUCAGUUGAAGAUGUGCAGGAGAAAUUAGACUCCUUGUGGAAGGACAUAUCCCAAAGUCUCAACUAGAUACUAAUAAAUAGACUUGAGAAAACAGAUGAUGCAUUACAACAAAAAAUGUCCACAUUACUUUCUGAAGUGGAUCACAAAGAGGUGUGAAAAUGAAGGACUGCACCUUAAUUUAAAAAUAUUACUUACGAGCCAAGCUUCAUAACUUUCUAAUUUAGAAAAUGAGUACCCAUGUGUUUUACUAAGAAACAGGUGAUAUUAUUUUAAAUGUAUCCUUUCUUUUUUUAAGGAAGAUGUAUAUAGACCCCUUCCAUGGUUAGGGUAAUUAUAAUAAAAAUUAUAGUAAUAAGUAUAUCACAUGAAUGUGCAUGUUGAUAUCAAAUGUAAACGCACAAAGAUAUAAAUACAGCCGUGUAAUUAGGGAAAAGACUUUGCGAAUAAAUGUUGAGUUGGGAGGAUCAGCAUCAGAAGAUAGGAGAAGAAUAGAGCAACAAAGACAUAAUUCAUGGACUCUUAUCUCCUGAAGGAAGAGGGAGUGUCUGCAGAAGGGCAGUAAACUAAAUGAGGAAAAUGACAGUUGACAAAAGCCCAAGACAUGUUACAUUGGUGGCAAAAUAAACUUAUAAAAAUUCCUAAUUACAUAUUGUGUGAUAAGGUCAUCGGUGGCAUGAAAGCAAUGGGUACAACUAUGUCAAGAAUCUCGAGGUUCUUUUGUUUCUAUUAUGUUCAACCACAAUAAAGAUUCCAUCUUGACAUUUUCAGACAUAAUCUUUUUAUC
This is a messenger RNA of Pelobates cultripes (western spadefoot toad), 8822 nucleotides long. Lineage: Eukaryota; Metazoa; Chordata; Amphibia; Anura; Pelobatidae. The record is from the annotation of a GenBank genome assembly.